Molecule: messenger RNA, 675 nt
Organism: Gregarina niphandrodes
Lineage: Eukaryota; Apicomplexa; Conoidasida; Eugregarinorida; Gregarinidae
Exons: 2
Coding region: 1-675 (224 amino acids)
Source: RefSeq, a predicted model, not a curated record
AUGUCGUCGAUCUCUUCAUCGAAUCAUCAGGUGGGUGCUGGUGCCAUUCCCCAGUAUUCGAACAACCCACAAAUAGAACAGCUCUUCGCGAGACUCGGCCAGGAAGUCGACGAGAAGAAUCCGUCGAACCCGAUCUUCUUCGUGGUAGACUUUUUGUGUAAGCACUACCCAGGUCAUUUGUGUGGCUUUGCUAGUGUGUGGAAUGCCAACCCGGAAUUGGAGCGUGACCGCUUAAUGGUGAUCGAGUUUUUCCGAUUCCAGAAGCUACCUACGGAGGUGGCUUCUCAUUUUACAAAUGCUGGUUUUGAUACUUUGGAGACGUUAUGCUCCCUAACGCCGGAAACCCUGGACGAGAUCGAGCGGUUCAAUCAGACGAGGUGGCUGCCCGGUCACAAGGUCCGACUCACCCAGACGUUCAGCGACAUUGCCGGCCGGGUCCGGGCCUUCCGCCAAGAACGUGAAAAACUUAUGCAGGUUGCUAGACUGGCCAACGGCUAUUGCGACCACCCGACCGUCCUCACGAGAACCAACGUACCCUCCGGAAGAGCCCCCGCCAUCACCAUGGGACCCAACCCAGUGCCCCAGGCUACAAUCGCACCUACUCCAGCCAGAGCCCCUGUCAGCAUCCAACCCGGUGCCAUGACCGGCAUGCCCGUCUCUGCUUGCUUUGUAUAA